This is a messenger RNA of Solanum tuberosum (potato), 1284 nucleotides long. RefSeq lists its product as uncharacterized. The coding region runs from base 65 to 841 and encodes 258 amino acids. The record is from RefSeq and is a predicted model, not a curated record. Lineage: Eukaryota; Viridiplantae; Streptophyta; Magnoliopsida; Solanales; Solanaceae. The transcript has 2 exons.
AAUUUAUUGUUUUUGUACAUUGAAGUGUAUGAAUUUUUUUUAUGAUGCUAAGUAAUCGCUUCUUAUGACGGUAACUAAUACUAACAAUGAUUGUUUCACAAAAUUAUUCAGACAAAUGGAAAUUCAAAAAUCUUCAAUGCAACCAGCAAAAAGAUCAAGACGAGCAACACCGUCAACUCAAAGGACAUGGACUCCUACAGAAGAAAGUACUCUUAUAAAUGGUUUGAAAGAGUUAUGUGUUAAUGGUUGGAGAGCUGAUAAUGGGACUUUUAGGCCAGGAUAUCUGAUGGAGUUGGAGGACUAUUUGCAUGAACAUCAUCCUGAAAGUGGCUUGAAAGGUGAACCACAUGUCAAUUCUAAAUUAAAAUUUUGGAAGAGAUGUUAUGCAAGCUUAAGUUUACUAAAAGGUAGGAGUGGUUUGGGAUUUCAAUAUAGUGAUGGAACUAUAAUUAUUGAUGAUCCAAAAGAAUGGGAUAAAUUUUUAAAGGAUGAUCCUGGUGCAAGCAACAUGAAUACUAAAAAAUGGCCACUGUUUGCGGAUUGGGAGGAAAUUUUUGGAAAAGAUAGGGCAACUGGAGAACAUGCAGAAGGGCCACUGGAUGCUGUUGAGGAUAUCUUAAAGAGUCAAACAUCAAGACUUUCUACUGAUAUGAGUUUAGGAUUUCUUAUCAAUGUUGAUGACGAUGAAUAUGAAGAUGAAGCUAGUCAUGGACCUAAUGCACCUGCUGAAGAAGCUGAAAAUACUGAUACAAGACAUAAUUUUACUCAAACAACUGAAAAUGAAUAUGCUCGAGGAUCUCCUCAUGAACAUACUGGACCAUCUGAAAAGCAAGGUGAAUAAUAUGCUAAAACAUCUUCUAGUGUCAAUGAAAAAGAAAAAGGCAAGAAAAGAAAGAGGGUUGUGGAAGAUGUUAAUGAAACAUUUCUCAAGAGUAUGGCGGAAGUUAUGAAAUUUUUUACUGAAAGCCAAGAUAAAAGAAUUGGUUCCUUGAUCGAAAAGAUUGGAAAUCGUGACCACUCUGAUAUGCGUGGUCAAAUUUAUUCCAUCAUUGAAUCUCCUACAUUUGAUUUGUACACCAUAGAGCAACGUAUCAAAGCUAAAAAGGUUAUCUGUGAAGAUGUCAAAAAUAUGGAAAUCUUUUUACGUAUGGGUGAGCUUGAGCGCCAGACAAUGAUGUUCAUGGUCAUCAAUGAUAAACUUUGAAGUAUGAUAAGCUUGUGUAUAUAAAUGGUGGCACUAGUGUGAUAGUUUUUGCUCUACUAAUAGUUUCAAAUCAAAACUUU